Messenger RNA from Chroicocephalus ridibundus (black-headed gull), 2419 nucleotides. It is a transcript of the gene IBA57, whose product is annotated as iron-sulfur cluster assembly factor IBA57. Gene Ontology annotation, cellular component: mitochondrial matrix. Gene Ontology annotation, biological process: iron-sulfur cluster assembly. The transcript has 3 exons. NCBI's taxonomy places the organism in Eukaryota, Metazoa, Chordata, Aves, Charadriiformes, Laridae. Gene Ontology annotation, molecular function: protein binding. The coding region runs from base 122 to 1165 and encodes 347 amino acids. The record is from RefSeq and is a predicted model, not a curated record.
UGGGACGGGAGGGAGAGAGGGGCGGGGCCGGCGGCGCCCUCCCCGCCGACACACACAAGAUGGCGGCGGCGGCGGUGAGCUGCGGCGGGGCCCUCUGACAGCCUUCGGCCUGCCCGCCGCCAUGUUGGUGAGGGCGGGAGCAGCGGCGGCGGCGGCGGCAACAGCAACAACCACCCUGCCAGGGCUGCGGCGGUUGUGGCGGGGCGGGGGGAGCGGGGCCGCCGCCUGCUUCCAGCUGGGCCGGGCGCUGCUGGCGGUGCGGGGCGCCGAGGCCGCCAUCUUCCUCCAGGGGCUCCUCACCAAUGACGUCACGCGGCUGGUGGAGGGGGACGGGGCCCCCCCUCCCGCCGCGGGGCUGCCGCGCGCGCUCUACGCGCAUGCGCUGAACGUCCAGGGCCGCUGCCUGUACGACGUCAUCCUCUACAGGCUCCACGAGAAUCCAGAAGAAGAGCCGCACAUCCUGCUGGAGUGUGACGGCGGCGUGCUGGAGGCCAUACAAAAACAUCUCAAACUGUACAAGAUCCGGAGGAAAGUAAACAUCGCCCCUUGCCUUGACCUCUCUUUGUGGGCCGUCGUCCCUGGGGAGCAGGCUGGAGACAUCGCCAGUUCCCUCGCUAAAUCUGCAGACCAGGCUCUGAUUUUAACUCCUGACCCCAGGACAGAAGUCAUGGGCUGGAGACUGAUUACAAAAAAAGGAGCAAAUCUGUCGGAGAUUAUCCCUGGGAGUCAGAUUGGAAAUAUUCAGGAUUACCACAGGCACAGGUACAAACAAGGAAUUCCCGAAGGUGUGAAAGAUCUCCCUCCUGGAGUAGCCCUCCCACUGGAAUCAAACCUGGCCUACAUGAACGGUAUCAGCUUUACCAAAGGCUGUUACAUCGGGCAGGAAUUGACAGCCAGGACCCACCACAUGGGUGUCAUCCGCAAACGUCUGCUGCCAGUCCACUUUUCAGCUCCGCUUCCCAAGGACAGCAUUCCCGAGGGUGCCGAGAUCUUAACUGAAUCGGGAAAGUCAGCUGGCAAGUUCCGGGCAGGAGGAGGUGAACUGGGUAUAGCUUUGCUGAGGUUAGCUAAUAUAAAUGAAACGCUCUGCCUAAAUGUAGCGGGUGAUAAAGUGAAGCUCACUGCAAAUAUACCUGAGUGGUGGCCAAAAACUGCUAGUAAAUAAAUGAGGAACCACCACUCGCACAUUUGCCUUAUUGAGGAUAUAUUCUUGUGUGGUAAGUUUGGGAAGGUGACUCUGCCUUCAGCUGUUGUUUGUGGUGUUUGAUGCCAGGAUUCCAGGAUUCUUCAAAUCUGUUGUGUGCACUGAAUGUUUCUGUUCAGAGUAACCAUUCUGUGGUAUUAUAAUGUCUUUUUUUAACGGCGAGUGUGCCGCUCUUUCCUUGCACAAGGUACGUACUCAGGCUAAAUUGUUCACUGCAAAUGACUCCUUGCAUUGAGCUGCUUCUUAAACUUCCCGAUUGGGUGGGUGGUUUUUCCCACCACUCCAACUUGUAAUUAUGUUCAGGAAGAGGAAUUCCUUGUACUCCACAUUUCAGACCUUGAUUUUAAUAAGUCGUCCCCGGUGUGAAAGCUCUCAAACAUCCCGGUCCCCAGCUUCAGCACCGGCAGAGGGAGCACAGCCAGCAGCAGCCAGCUCCUCUGCCGCUCCCGACCUCCGUCCUUCGCCCAAACGACCGUUUCGGAGAGGAAAGGGGUGUUUUACAGAAAUAAGGCGCACUGGUGCGUGGCCUGGGGUGACUGUUGUAUUGUUGUAUUACGAUAAUUCCAUUGCGUGCGUGCUCUUGGAAUGGCGCGUUGUGCAGAAGGGGGUGAUGAGAGAGAUGAGCUGGUGAGAUCCCAUUCUGGCCAAAAAAACGAGACCUCGCAUGAAUAUUUGUAACAAAAACCGUCCAAAGCACAUUUUGCCACUGUUUCAGUGUCACUGGUACUGUGAAGGGGAUUUGUGAAAAAUGCUCAUAUUGGUGAAAACUCUACGCUUGCUGUAAAAUGAGUUUGUGGAAUCUCUCAUUAAAAGUUUAUUGUAUCAAUAAUUUAAAUGUGACUUGUCUGAAAGAGUAGAGACACUGCCUUUUAUUUACCUUGUGUGAAGAUACACAACAGAAUACUUUUUUGGGUUGUUUGCUGACAAGAAACGUCUUACGCUGUUCAUUCUUGUCAUCGCUGACACCCUUUUGUCAGGUUUGAGAUUGUUAAGAAAGUCUUUCUGCCGGAAAAAAUAACGAAACUGCAGUUCUUCACCCUUUCUGGAUCCUCUGAAUGCCACAAAGGCGAGACUGUGCUGCCCGCGUUGAUGCCGCUUUGCCAGAAGCGCCUUUUCUUCCUCUGCUGCCCAUUGUGCAAUGUCUUCUCAGAAUAGUUAUAUUGUCCUGGUAUACACACAGCCUGAAUAAACACCAUGUUUUUUCUGUUAGGGGAA